UACUCCUCCCUUUUCCAAAUCAUACCCUCCAUUCCUAGUUCUUCCAAGGCAGGACCUCCCCCACCUUUCGGUUUCUCCCUGAAUGCCUCUUGGAGGUGAGGAUAUAGGGGGUGGGGAGCAGACAGCCAGUCAGAGCUCUCCAACCUGUUGAGGAAUGGCCAGACUUUGACAAAAUGCCUGCAAUUAAUGAGUUUCUUAAGCUCUGGAGACAAGAUUUAAGUGUUUAAUAAAGUCAAGAGCUCCAGGCUUAGGGGCUGAGGGCCUGGGGCUGAGAGCUAGAAGUCCCAGGAGUGUCAUGGGAGGGGAUCCCAGGCGGCCCUUAAUGGGGCUGAGCAUUUCCGCUGCCAGCUCAGCCCCCACCCUCCCACCUCAUCCGGGGGACAGCAGGUAUAAAAGUCGGGUGUGGCAGACAGGCAGGAGAGAAGCCAACAUGGAUUCCGGGCGACUGGCUGUGCUGCUGCUGGUGGUAGCAGUGGGCAGGGGCCAAGCGGAAGGACCAGGGAGUACCAAUGGGGGAGUCAGGGACCAUAUUUUCAUGGAGGAAGAGAAUGGACCCCCUGCUAGACUGGAUGCCCAGACACCUGCGUCUCUCCUGCAGUCCCUGCUACAGGCCAUGAAGAGACCUGGCCGGAGCCCAGCCUUUCUGUUCCAGCCCCAGAGGUUUGGCCGAGAUGCCCGGAGGAGCCCUGGCAGACAGUGGCUUAGUGCCCAGGCUGGGGAGGGACCUAAUCCUCUGUUCUGGAGCCUGGCUGCCCCACAGCGCUUUGGGAAAAAGUGAUGGUGCCCUAAACAGAC
Molecule: messenger RNA, 795 nt
Organism: Dromiciops gliroides (monito del monte)
Lineage: Eukaryota; Metazoa; Chordata; Mammalia; Microbiotheria; Microbiotheriidae
Gene: NPFF
Product: neuropeptide FF-amide peptide precursor
Biological process (GO): excitatory postsynaptic potential
Cellular component (GO): perikaryon; axon terminus; dendrite
Molecular function (GO): G protein-coupled receptor binding; neuropeptide hormone activity
Source: RefSeq, a predicted model, not a curated record